This is a messenger RNA of Protopterus annectens (West African lungfish), 792 nucleotides long. RefSeq names its product mitochondrial ribosomal protein L58 (gene MRPL58). NCBI's taxonomy places the organism in Eukaryota, Metazoa, Chordata, Ceratodontiformes, Protopteridae. Gene Ontology annotation, cellular component: mitochondrial large ribosomal subunit. The coding region runs from base 58 to 663 and encodes 201 amino acids. The record is from RefSeq and is a predicted model, not a curated record. Gene Ontology annotation, molecular function: translation release factor activity. The transcript has 6 exons. Gene Ontology annotation, biological process: mitochondrial translational termination.
AGCUUUUCGUCGGACAGAUUUAGUUCCAGUCCACUUUCCUUCAUUAUUUUGGGUUCUAUGUCAGGCAUGGCUUGGUGUUUAUUACGGAGAUUUCCCCGAUUAUUUAUGCCUUCUCUAGGCUCCGUCCGGACAAACACGUUAAACAGUGGGGAGAGUGCUUCUGAGUUCCGUAGUGCUUACAGCUUGGAUAAGUUAUACCCAUCUUCAACUUUCAACUACAGCUGUCAGAUUAGAGAUCAUCAAACAGGUUUCAAUAUACCUGUGGAUCGUCUGAAAAUAACAUAUAGUCGGAGCAGUGGACCAGGAGGACAAAAUGUCAACAAAGUAAACACAAAGGCUGAAGUUCGCUUUCAUAUUGCCACAGCUGAUUGGCUUUCAGAAGAGGUACGGCAGAAUAUCCUCUCCAAGCACAAAAACAAAAUAAACAAGUCUGGGGAGUUGAUUAUCACAUCUGAAGUGAGUCGUUACCAGAUGAGAAAUUUGUCUGACUGCCUGCAGAAAAUCCAGGAUAUGAUAACAGAAGCUAGCUACAAACCUGCAGAGCCAUCAGAGGAGGAUGCAGCAUUCCGACGCACGAGGGUUGAGCAAAUGAACCGUGAAAGGCUUAGGCAGAAGAAAAUAGCCUCUGGCAUAAAACAAAGCCGCAGAGUAGAGCUGGAUUAAAGAAAUCCAUGUGACAGUGGAAGAAAAAGUAAACUUUCAUGUGGAAUACUGUCUUAGUCAUACUUUAUUUGGAGGCAAAACAUCGUGUUAUCAGAGUGGACCAAUAAAUUAUUCUUAUGAAAAAAAGUA